UCAAACUUCUAGGUUAUGUGAAAUAGAUACAAACAAACUUUUCAACAAUUCCUGUAUUUGUACUAAGCAGAGAUCUGGCAAGUCGAGAAAUCUUUGUGGCCAUAUGCUUCAAAAGUAGUUGUUACAGUGAUGGAUCCUUUUAUUAAAAUUGAACCAGACGAAGAAGAAAAAAUAAAUUUGACCAUCGAAAGAAAAAUGUUUAUAAAUAAUGAUACUUUCGCAAUUAUAAAAGAAGAACAGACGAUUACGACCAGUGUAGAAUAUUGUAGAGACAAGUGCAAUGACGACAAAAUGCAGCAACAAUCUUUCUCGUCAGAUAUUAAAUCUUCUACUGACAAAUUUAAAUGUAAAGUUUGUGGUGUCAUGGUGGAUAAUGAACAAAAUUUUAAAAGACACCAUCUGUUAACACAGAACGAUAAGAAAGAUUUUAAAUGUGACCUUUGUGAUCAUACCACAAACUGCAAGAACCGUUUGAAAAAACAUCUCCCAACUCACAAUUUUGUUUCUCAUUUUUUUAGAUGUGCAAAUUGUAAUUAUGCAACAAAUGUUAAAAAAGCUUUUACAGGACAUGUCUUACAACACAGAACCUUUAAAGAUUUUAAAUGUGACAUUUGUGAGUAUGCAACAAAUCGUAAAGGCAGUUUGAGGCAACAUCUCUUAACACACAAUAAUGAAAAGAAAGAUUUUAAAUGUGAAAUUUGCGAUUAUGCAUCAAAUCGUAAAGGCAGUUUGAAGCAGCACCUCUUAAUACACAGUGAAAAGAAAGACUUUAAAUGCAACAUUUGUGAUUAUGCAACAAACAAUAAAAACUCUUUAACAUCCCAUUUUCGAACACACAGUGGAUGUAAAGAUUUUAAAUGUAACAUUUGUGAUUAUGCAACAACCCACAAAAGCUCCUUAAGAUCACAUUUACGAACACAUAAUGGAUCUAAAGAUUUUAAAUGUGACAUUUGUAAUUAUGCAACAAACCACAAAAGCUCCUUAACAUCACAUCUUCGCAGGCACAAUGGAUUUAAUAGUUUUAAAUGUGACAUUUGUAAUUAUGCAACAAACUAUAAAAGCUCCUUAAUAUCACAUUUUCGAAUGCACAAUGGAUCUGAAGAUUUUAAAUGUGACAUUUGUGGUUAUGCAACAAACAAUAAAAACUCCUUAACAUCGCACCUUCUAAAACACGAUGAAUCUAAUGCUUUUAAAUGUGACAUUUGCAAUUAUGCCAUGGGCACUAAAGGUAAUUUGAAAAGACAUCUCUUAACUCACGAUGAUAAGAAAUAUUUUAAAUGUGAUAUUUGCGAUCAUACCACAAACCGCAAAGACAGUCUGAAAACGCAUCUACUAACCCACAAUGCUACCCUUCUUUUUAAAUGUGCAAAUUGCGAUUAUGCAACAAAUGUUAAGAGAGGCUUGAAAGAACACGUCUUACAACACCGAACCUUUAAAGAUUUUAAAUGUGACAUUUGUGAUUAUGCAACAAACCAUAAAAGCUCCUUAACAUCACAUCUUCUAAAACACAUGGGAUCUAAAGUUUUUAAAUGUGACAUUUGUGAUUUUGCAACUAACUAUAAAAGGUCAUUAACAUUACAUCUUCUAAAACAUACUGGAUUUAAAUGUGAUCUUUGCGAUUAUGAAACAAAUCGUAAGUGCCAAUUGAAAAAACAUCUUUUAACACAUAACCAGUCUUGAAUGUAACUUUUGUGAUUAUGCCAUUUGUACUAAAGGUAAUUUGUAAUAUUGCACGUAACAUCUAGAUCAAGGCAAUAACCUUCAUAUCGCGUAUGUGCACAUGGUUUGUGGGUACAUUUUAAGUUUGCCUCAUCUUGUAUAUUCCAUGUGUCUAAAGUACGUUAAUAACUGUGCCUAACUGUACUGUGCAUGUAUAAAAUACUAAUAGCGUUU
This is a messenger RNA of Photinus pyralis (common eastern firefly), 1893 nucleotides long. Its product is annotated as zinc finger protein 501-like. The transcript has a single exon. Lineage: Eukaryota; Metazoa; Arthropoda; Insecta; Coleoptera; Lampyridae. Gene Ontology annotation, molecular function: DNA-binding transcription factor activity, RNA polymerase II-specific; RNA polymerase II transcription regulatory region sequence-specific DNA binding. The record is from RefSeq and is a predicted model, not a curated record. Gene Ontology annotation, biological process: regulation of transcription by RNA polymerase II. The coding region runs from base 130 to 1680 and encodes 516 amino acids. Gene Ontology annotation, cellular component: nucleus.